Molossus molossus (Pallas's mastiff bat) is the source of this 1714-nucleotide messenger RNA. RefSeq names its product serine/threonine kinase 24 (gene STK24). Bases 117 to 1388 code for a protein of 423 amino acids. The transcript has 11 exons. The record is from RefSeq and is a predicted model, not a curated record. Lineage: Eukaryota; Metazoa; Chordata; Mammalia; Chiroptera; Molossidae. Gene Ontology annotation, molecular function: ATP binding; protein kinase activity. Gene Ontology annotation, biological process: protein phosphorylation.
UCUGAAUUAGGACAUUUGUUGUGUCUGCCCUGGAUCCCGUUUGUGUCAGUGUAGGGCGAGGGUUUUCUUACUGCUCACGGGACAUUUAUUGACCAUCAGCUAUUGUGCCCAGGCACAUGGGUAGAGAGAACCUAAAAGCAGAUCCAGAAGAGCUUUUUACAAAGCUGGAGAAAAUUGGAAAGGGCUCUUUUGGUGAGGUGUUCAAAGGCAUUGACAAUCGGACUCAGAAAGUGGUUGCCAUAAAAAUCAUUGAUCUGGAAGAAGCUGAAGAUGAGAUAGAGGACAUUCAGCAGGAAAUCACAGUGCUGAGUCAGUGUGACAGUCCAUACGUAACCAAAUAUUAUGGAUCCUAUCUGAAGGAUACUAAAUUGUGGAUAAUAAUGGAGUACCUUGGCGGAGGCUCUGCACUAGAUCUUUUAGAACCUGGCUCUUUAGAUGAAACUCAGAUUGCUACUAUAUUAAGAGAAAUACUGAAAGGACUUGACUAUUUGCAUUCAGAGAAGAAAAUUCAUAGAGACAUUAAAGCUGCCAAUGUUCUUCUCUCUGAGCAUGGAGAGGUGAAGCUGGCUGAUUUUGGAGUGGCAGGCCAGCUGACAGAUACCCAGAUAAAAAGAAAUACCUUCGUGGGCACCCCUUUCUGGAUGGCACCCGAAGUCAUUAAACAGUCGGCCUACGACUCCAAGGCAGACAUCUGGUCCCUGGGCAUAACCGCUAUAGAGCUUGCAAAAGGGGAACCACCUCAUUCUGAGCUGCACCCCAUGAAGGUUUUAUUCCUCAUUCCAAAGAACAACCCCCCGACGCUGGAAGGAAACUACAGCAAACCCCUCAAGGAGUUUGUCGAGGCCUGUUUGAACAAGGAGCCGAGCUUUAGACCCACUGCUAAGGAGUUACUGAAGCACAAGUUUAUAAUUCGCAACGCAAAGAAAACGUCGUACCUGACGGAGCUCAUCGACAGGUACAAGAGGUGGAAGGCUGAGCAGAGCCACGAGGACUCCAGCUCGGAAGACUCGGACACGGAAACGGACACGGAUGGCCAGGCAUCUGGAGGCAGCGACUCUGGGGACUGGAUCUUCACGAUCCGAGAGAAAGAUCCGAAGAAUCUCGAGAAUGGAGCUCUUCAGCCAUCGGAUUUAGAAAGAAAUAAGAUGAAAGACAUCCCAAAGAGGCCUUUCUCUCAGUGUUUAUCUACAAUUAUUUCUCCUCUGUUUGCAGAGUUGAAGGAGAAGAGCCAGGCGUGUGGUGGUAACAUGGGGUCCAUAGAAGAACUGCGAGGAGCCAUCUACCUGGCAGAAGAGGCAUGCCCCGGGAUCUCGGACACCAUGGUGGCCCAGCUUGUACAGCGGCUCCAGAGAUAUUCUCUCAGUGGUGGAGGAACUUCAUCCCACUGAAAUUCCUUUGGCAUUUGGGGUUUUGUUUUUUCUUUCUUCUUCAUCCUGCUCCUCUUAAAAAGUCAACGAGAGCCUUUGCUGACUCCGCUGAAGAGCUGCGCCGUUGAGGCUGUCCCCGCUGAGGGCUGUCCCCGCUGAGGGCUGUCCCCGCUGAGGCUGACCGUCCGGGGCCACGGAUCCUUCCUCGCUGGCCUUGGCCAGAUAGGUCUCUAGAUGGGGUGGGGGGUCAGCUUCUUCCAGCGAUCAUUUUAUUUUAUUAUUCUUGUUUUUAAUUUUAACCAUAGUGCACAUAUCAAGGAAAGUGUCUUUAAAAACAAACAAAACAA